Ananas comosus (pineapple) is the source of this 5599-nucleotide messenger RNA. RefSeq lists its product as uncharacterized. Gene Ontology annotation, molecular function: RNA binding; tRNA (guanine) methyltransferase activity. Gene Ontology annotation, biological process: tRNA methylation. Lineage: Eukaryota; Viridiplantae; Streptophyta; Magnoliopsida; Poales; Bromeliaceae. Bases 61 to 5331 code for a protein of 1756 amino acids. The record is from RefSeq and is a predicted model, not a curated record. The transcript has 33 exons.
AGAGAGAGAGAGGAGGGAAAGGAUCGAAGAAACAAAGGCGAAGAAGAAGAAGAGGAGGAAAUGGAGGAGAUAACCCCACCUCCCCUAUCCCCUCUCUCUCCCUACAUCGCCUCUUUGAGGAGCUGCUUCGCCGCGGCGCCCCCCGCCGCCGUUCCGGCGAUCGUCGACUGCGUCGCCGCCUCCGCCUCGGUCUCCCCCAACGACCUCUUCGUCUCUCUCCUCCGCGCUUUCCCUGAUCCCGCCGAGGUUCUUGAAUCGAACUACGCCGUGUCGCACGCUGCCGCACUUUGCCAUUUGAUCAAGAAUACCGAGUAUCCGCGUGAUGCGAUGCGAUCGCUAAUCUGGAGAGUGUUCGUGCCGCUACUGAAAGCGAUCAAAAUCAAUGACACGGAGUUGCUCAAUCCGAUUGUUGGGUUGCUAUGUGAUGCCAUUUCCAAAAACGAAUCUUGGGAGCUGUUGGGGACGACCAUCGUGCCUUUCUGCCUCAGGUCGAUAGGCCUCGGCGUGGGCCUUCCGCAGAAUGAUGAAUUGUCUGUUUACAAAUGGAGUAGCGAAGGAGCAGUCGACGGGAACUUUGAAGGGGUGUCAUCACAAUCUUUACCACUUAUAACGACUUGCCGUAUCUUGAAAUCUUUGUUGAUUGCCGUAUUGAAAAUAAGGGAGGGGCAUUGUAGCUUAGAUUUAAUGUCUAUUGAAGGGUGCAGAUCAUUGGAUGCCCUAGCUCAGAAUUUGACUUGGGACCUGUCAAAAUUGGUGCUCUGCAUGCUUACACAGAGUCCGGACUAUCGAUCUUGUGCCACCCGCAUGCUUCUUCCGGUCCUACUCGGCUCGCUUAAUGAGUUUUCUUCGGUCACAGUAUUUGCUCAUGAGAAAGAAUUCACACUUUCCAGGUUCUCUGUCUUGAAAGAUAUAUGGAAGUGCUGUAUUUCUCUGUUUUCUUUGGGGCGUCAGGAGCGAUCUGAUGCAUACAGUAUCCUCUCGUUGUACUUCUCUCACCAUGUAGAAAAAUGCGAAACUGUUGCAAAAUAUGAUAGCUCUGAAGACUUUGAUAUAAGAGACACAAAAGAAUUCUGGGAGGAAGUUCGCAAAGGGUUGGUUGAUAGAGAUGGUUCAGUGAGAAAGCAAGCUUUGUAUGUCAUUAAAAUAUUGCUAAGAAAUUGCUCUUCUUCCACUGAAAGCGAUUUUGAUCAAUACUGCUCUGGUGAUUCUAAACUCCCUCAAGAUGCCAAGAGAAGCUCGGCUGCCACGUAUUGUCGGACUUCAUCACAUGCCACUAUGACAAAAAGAGAAAGAUGGGCUGAUGAAGAAGCAAAGUCCUUAGGUGUGGGAGAGGUAUGCCAUUCGGAUCAAUUUUGUUCAAGUAGUUAUGACAGAUGGAAGGUUUUCUUGUUACUAUAUGAAACGCUGGAAGAAUACGGCACACAUUUAGUUGAGGCUGCUUGGACUCACCAGGUAGCUUUGUUGCUUCAGUCUCGAUCACAGAGUGAUUAUUUGGAUUCUGUAGAUCAUGGAGGCCAUCAUUUCCAGAUGGAAACUCUCGAGGGAGUUUUAAGUUGGAUGGUUGUAUUGUGGGAACGUGGUUUUUCUCAUGAAAACCCUCAAGUGCGGUGUUUAAUUAUGCAAUCAUUUUUGGACAUUGGAUGGAAACAAUAUGACAAUUUUGCUCAAAGAAUUCCCAAAGACUUUGUUCUUGGUCCUCUUAUAAAUGGAUUGAACGAUGUUGUUCACCACAAGGACUUCGGUGUGAGAGGUGUUUAUAGUUCAAAAACGAUAGAAGGUGCUGCGAAGUUCUUUCAUGAAUUUUCCCGCCAAAUGAUGUUGAGUGUCCGCUUGUCGCUGGUUUGGUCCUUAGCAUCCGCUGCUAAAUAUGAUUCAUUUGGUCGAGCUGGAUUAAUGGCUCUUGCCUUUUGUAUUGCUUCUUCUGCUGGGUGGUCUGAAGAUACACAGGGGGGAACUGAUGUAAGUUGUGCCCUUGCUACUUCAGAGGCAAAGGAAACAAUAUAUGGUGGAGUUACUCUUUUGCCCGUCAGUCCUGAAGAUGUAUUGGAUGCUUUGGGGGUGGUUAUUGAGAGAAGCAAACAGCACUUCAAUCCAAAUUAUCGUCUUAAAGUUUGUCAGCAGGUUCUUAAAGCUGCAUCAGCCUUGAUAAAUAUAACUGAUGUCCCACUUGAUCUGCUUUUGCACUUUCUUUCAUCGGUACCUCGAGAGUUUACUGAUCUUACUGGAUCAUUAAGAGGAAUCGUGCAGCAAUGGCUCGUGCAUAGUAGCUACCAAUGCCCUGUUGAUACCAGUUCUUGUUUUUUUAAUGAGCUUAUCAGUUUCCCGACAAGCUUCAUAAAUCACACGUACUCAGCAGAAGGGUUGUAUACUUUUGAUGAUGAGGAUGUAGGUGCAUGGGAAGCUGAGGCGCAAAGGUGGGCAAGGGUUCUUCUUCUCAUAGACUCGGAGCAACAUAUAGAGCCAAUAUUCAAGUUAUUACGGAACUAUGGCAGUAAUCUUUCUGCAGAGGACCAGAAUAUAAAGUGGAGGUCUAUUAAGUUUCUCAUUAUCAUUUUGAGAAUGGUUGAGGAACUUCAAAUUAAUUGGAGGAAAUUAAUGAGUAACAGAUUGGAUCAAUUCUGUCCUCUUUUAAUUUCCAUUUGUGAAAACUUUACAGUUUCAUUACUUCCGAUUAUGGAGGAACUUGUGGUGUUUGCCAAAUCGGUGUGUCCCCUUUUGCUGUCAGUAGAUGUGACAGAAGAGACUGACUUACCGUGUUCUGUCAAGGGAAAGCUUGGAGGCCCGAGUCAAAGGCGUCUGGCUUCAUUUAUGACCUCUUCUGUGUUGCAAGCUGUUUUGUUGAUGAGGACUGUUGCCUGUGUUUUGUCAUGGUGCAGUCAGCAUGCAAAGGAUGUUUCCCUUAAUUCAUCAUUUACUUUCCUAUCAGAAUUCUCUUGGAAAGUUAUCCAAUCUCCAACCUAUGCUACAGAGACUGGAGCAGAAGUUCGUUUAGCUGCAUAUGAAGCUCUGGCUUAUGUAUUGAGUGCGUUGUCUUCUGGCGUCACAUCUUUUAAUCUUGAUUUCACGAAGGCUUACAGCAAGCCGCAGUGCUUAAAUGGAGAAAGAGAGCCUUCAUUAGAUUUGCUCGCUAUUAGCUUUCUCACCAACAUCAACGAUCUCCUUGCAAAUGGAGUUUUGACACGAAGCAGGCGAGCAGUUUUAAUGUAUUGGAAGUGGCUUUGUAUGGAGUCCCUGCUUGCUAUUCCGUACAGUGUUAGCGGGAAAGGAAUUCAUCGAGGGUGUUCAAAUUGCUUAUUUGCAGACUCAACUCUCAGGACCAUUUUUUCUGAUAUUGUGGAAAGCCUUGAAAAUGCUGGUGAAAAUUCUGUCCUGUCCAUAUUGAGAUGUGUUAGACUGGUUUUUGGGCUUUCUCAGAACAAUUUACACUCCUGUAGAUCAAGAGAAGAAAUUUCCUCACUUUCCAAGGUCGAUUGUCAGAUGAUGAGGCAACUAGUGAAAUCUUCCUGGUUAUUACACCUUAGCUGCAAUAAACGUAGAGUUGCACCUAUUGCUGCUCUUUUAUCUGCAGUUUUGCAUCCUGCAGUAUUUAGUGACUUGAACAUGCAUGAGACAGAUGGAAAGGGGAAAGGCCCGUUAAAAUGGUUUGUUGAGCAACUACUUGAUGAAGGUGUGAAAAGUCCUCGCACUAUUCGUCUUGCAGCUUUGCAUCUGACAGGAUUAUGGCUGUUACACCCAAAAGUACUGAAGUGUUACAUAAAAGAAUUGAAGUUGCUCUCUUUAUAUGGCUCUGUGGCUUUUGAUGAGGACUUUGAUGCUGAGCGAUCAGAAAACCAUGAUGCAAGAGCUGAAGUUUCUUUGUUAGCUCAAAGCCCAGAUUGUGAGUUCACAGAGGUGUUUAUUAAUACAGAAAUGUAUGCUCGUGUAUCUGUUGCUGUUCUCUUUUAUCAAUUAGGAAACUUAUGCAAUAGGAAGGAAGCAUUGGAAACUGAAGAAUCUUUGUCUGCCCUUCAAUGUGGAAAACUUUUUCUACUGGAGCUCCUCGAUUCUGCGGUGAAUGAUAAAGAUCUCUCAAAGGAGUUAUACAAAAAAUAUAGCAGUGUUCAUAGACGCAAAGUUCGUGCUUGGCAAAUGAUAUGUGUAUUGUCCCACUUUGUCGAGGAGGAUAUAGUUGAAGAAGUCACCUCUAAGUUGCAUCUUUGUCUAUAUAGAAACAAUUUACCAGCUGUCAGACAGUACUUGGAAACAUUUGCCAUACAGAUAUACUUGAAAUUCCCAACACUGGCUGAGCAGCAGCUAAUUCCUAUUUUUCACAAUUACACCAUGCGGGCACAGGCACUUUCUUCCUAUGUAUUCAUAGCAGCAAACAUAAUCCUGCAUUCAAGUGAUUUGUCUGUUCAGAUAAAGCAUUUGAAUGAGCUCCUUCCUCCAAUAGUUCCAUUCUUAACCUCCCAUCACCAUAGCUUACGUGGUUUCACUCAGGUUCUUGUUUAUUGUGUACUAUCGAAGUUAUGGCCUGCUCUGAAACUUCAUAAUUCAGAAGUUGAACCUUUGGAGAAGAAGUGCUUUGAAGAUUUGAAGACAUAUUUGGCAGAGAACAAUGACUGUGCAAGCCACAAAGAUAAGCAGGAACUUGAUGGUAAUAUAAAUGGGUCAUUACGAAGUUUUAGAGACAUACCUCUGGAUUUUCAGAAAAAGAUCAUGCUGAAUAAAGAUAGAAAGUCUGUACCCACUGAUACUGAUGGAAUUCUCGGAUGUACUGAUUUUUCAAGACCACUUUUUGAAAUAGAAAAGGAAGAUCAACUUCUCAACUCAGUGCUUCAGUUGAGAAAUCAAGCUAUGGAAAUGAUAAAAAUAAGUCAACAGCAAAUUAUCCUCGUAGCUUCACUGCUUGAUCGUAUACCUAAUCUCGCUGGAUUAGCACGAACCUGCGAGGUGUUCAAAGCAGCUGGUUUGGCCAUUGCUGAUGCCAGUAUUCUUCAGGACAAACAAUUCCAACUUAUCAGUGUGACAGCUGAGAAGUGGAUUCCUAUCAUAGAAGUUCCAGUUAGCACUAUUAAGGUUUUCUUAGAAAAGAAGAGGCAGGAGGGCUACUCCAUCAUCGGUCUGGAGCAGACUGCUAACAGCACACCCCUCGACCUAUAUUCUUUCCCAAAUAAUACGGUACUGGUUCUGGGAAGGGAGAAGGAGGGCAUCCCUGUAGAUAUAAUCCAUGUCUUAGAUGCUUGUGUGGAAAUUCCUCAACUGGGUAUUGUAAGGUCGCUGAAUGUUCAUGUAAGCGGUGCUAUUGCACUUUGGGAGUAUACUCGACAGCAAAGAUCGAAAAAGUCAUGAUCUUUUCUCUCAGAUUUUUAUUUCUUGUUGUGCCAUUAUUCUUGGUAUAGGAGAUAGAAGGAUUAAGAUAGAGAGGUAACUUAUACGAUUACUCCGAAGAUAUGGAUGGCCAUAAUAUACUGGUUUACUAAUUCAUCAUUUUAAAACUAGUCCAUCACUGGGUUUCUUACAGUAUGUAUAACUUGGAGAUGAUGUGAAAUUUUGAGAUACUUUUUGAGGAACAAAGUAAAGCAGCUGGCUGUUGUAGGAAAUUUUUGAAUAUAAUGUU